Molecule: messenger RNA, 1275 nt
Organism: Protomyces lactucae-debilis
Lineage: Eukaryota; Fungi; Ascomycota; Taphrinomycetes; Taphrinales; Protomycetaceae
Product: P-loop containing nucleoside triphosphate hydrolase protein
Exons: 1
Coding region: 77-826 (249 amino acids)
Cellular component (GO): cytoplasm
Source: RefSeq, a predicted model, not a curated record
AGCAGAGUAAAGAUAGUACAAAGUAUACAAAGUAUACAAAGUAUACCAGUUGAUGCGAUACUAGUGCAACUGGCUUAUGCGCAUCGCCAUCUCUGGACCCUCUUGCUCCGGGAAAACCACGCUUGCUCGCGCACUUGUUCGCUUCCUCACAGACUCGAGCUCAAACCGUGUCACCCUGCUGCACCAAGAUGACUUCUAUCUUCCUGAAGCAGACAUUCCAUCGAUCAAGUGUGCUGCUCCGGAUGGAGACCCUACCAAAGCUAUUGAUCGGGAGUGUUCGCCAACAGAGUUUGUCAACUGGGAUUGUCCUGAAGCACUAGACAUGGCCAGCUUCACACGUAUUGUCGAGUCAUUCGACAAGGACAAGGGCUUUCCUGAGGACAUCCAGCGGGAGCUUGCAAGCCGUUCAAAGGAGGACCAGAAUGGACCAUCGACCACAAAUGUCUCUGAAAGCCUCUUGCAUAAUGACAAGAUUGCUUUUGACGAGCACAUUCUCGUCGUCGACGGGUUUAUGCUCUAUUACGAUGAAGGCCUCAUAGAUCUCUUCGACAUUGCAUUCCUGGUACGUGGAACGCAUAGUGUUCUUAAACAACGACGCGAGGCUCGAACAAGCUACGCGACUCUCGAAGGCACAUGGCAAGAUCCGCCCGGCUUCUUCGACCAAGUUGUGUGGGCCGAGUACAAACGUACACAUGCACAUCUCUUCCAAGACGGAGAUGUUGAAGGCAACUUGCUCAACAAGCGACUCAAGUCUCCUACUCUGGAUGCUGACCUGGACACAGCCUUCACGUUCAUUCUUCAAGAGCUCAAAUCAUUGACUUCCUAAGGCUACUUCUUUCCUGGCCUUCGAGGCCGUGCAAAGCCAGCUGUCGCAGUCUGCUUCGGCGGAUGUAUACGUGCUUUGAGAUCAGCCAAAUCAAGCUCCUCAGCCUCAUAUCGGACAUCAAGCUUGAAAUCCGCAGCUUGUGUCACGCUGCUUCGAUUUGAGGAAUAAAUCAUACGUUCCUUGACUUUGGCAGAGUCGGGACAUCGGUAUAGAAAUAUUUGCGAAGUGAUGCCGCUGCCUUCAUACUCGUGCACGUAGCUGUAGAAGAGAUAGGCAGGGCCAUCCUUUGGCAAGACAGAUGCCAAAUUAUCAAUGUCAAUCUCCUUGUGUUCUGCUAGCUCGAGCCUUUCAGUUUGCAGGUCAAUUUGCAGCACAACAGCGCGUGAUGUGGAUGUCGUUUUCAGCACAUUGAGCGCCUCUUGUGCAGAUGUAGAGAUGUUGCAGCUGAG